GGAGCGCGAGCGUUACUGAGCGGUCAGCUCCUGAGGUCUGUUUAGUUGAGGGGCCUUGAACACUGUCGAGUUCUUUCUCAGAAGAGGAUUAUGGAUAUCCUGUUCAACACUGAACAGCAGCACAGCACAACUAAAAUCCAUCUACAUGAUCACGGUAUACGAAUCAUACGAUAACGAUACGAUGAUGCACUCCUGAACUCUUUCUACACGUCUCUCCUUCUGACUGUUCAGGUUUAGAAAACGAAAAUGAAGACAUGUAACGCCGGUUUUAAAGACUGCUCUUCUUCAUCUAAAGAUUUAAAUGAGGUCAGUUAGAAUCACUAGAUGUGCUAGUCAUCGCUGAGGUCUGUUUGGGUGUGCGGCGCUGGGCAGCUGUGCUGAAGAGGAUGAGCGCUGAGAGCUCUGUGGAGUCCAGCAGCCCCAGCAUGAGGACGGGCUCGGCGUCGGAUGGGACGCAUCCCGGAUUAAUGGACACUCCGACUGGCUCUGGAAGCCAGGACAGUGCGCCCAGCAAAGGCAAAAGGAGCAGCUCGGGAUUGCGGCGCCCCGAAAAGCCGCCCUUCUCCUACAUUGCGCUGAUUGUGAUGGCGAUCCAGAGCGCACCGACAAAGCGGCUCACCCUGAGCGAGAUCUACCAGUUCCUGCAGACGCGCUUCCCUUUCUUCCGAGGCUCUUACCAGGGCUGGAAAAACUCCGUUCGACACAAUUUGUCUCUAAAUGAGUGCUUCAUUAAGUUGCCCAAAGGCCUGGGGCGCCCUGGAAAAGGCCACUACUGGACCAUCGAUCCUGCGAGUGAGUUCAUGUUCGAGGAAGGCUCCUUCCGGCGGAGACCGCGGGGAUUUCGGAGAAAAUGUGAAGUCCUGAAGCCCAUGUACCGCAUGAUGAAUGGCCUCGGGUUCACUUCCGCCAUUUUACCCCAAAACUUUGACCUGCAGUCUCCAACGUGUCACGCUAAUGGCUACAACCUAGACGUGAUGUCAGGAUCCGUGUCUGGUGGCGGGUAUGACCCCCUGAAAAUUGGCCAUUAUGGACACAUGGCGAACUGUCCACUACCGACAAAUGGAAACUAUGGAGCAAACAGCAGCAGUCCAGUCUCCUCUUGCCCUACAGGCAGCUCGAUUGAGGGCCAUUCACAGUAUUCUGGGACAGCUCACCACUGGCCUUCCUCUGCUUACCUAAAGCGCACUCCUAUUAGCUCUGGAAGUCCAGGGUCCUCUGCACAACAGCAAAGUACAUCAUCAUUAUCUUCAUCCUACUCGAUGGAGCAAGCCUACCUGCAGCCGAGCAGCAGACACAGUGCAGACAUGACAGUGGGUGUAUCUUGCUAUCAGGCCCAUUCCUCUCCACUGGAUGAACGCAAAGACUUUGUGUUAAACUUCAGUGGAAUCUCAGCUCUCCAUCCGCCUGCUAGUGGAUAUUAUUCUCAUCACCAUCAUCAUCCUCAUCAUCCUCAUCCUCAUCAGCAGCAGCAGCAUGUUCAGCCGAGUGUUCAGCAGGACAUCAAGCCGUGUGUAAUGUGAAGGAGUUAUUCAAACCCGGUAUUAAAAUUCCUAGUCUACAGUCUGAACCUGAAGAUCCUCUCAUCCCACACACCCAAGCCAAGCGAUCAGCUGAUUAGCAAACCUUCAGUGUUUUUUAUUCUUCUUUGACUUGUGCAGUGGGGUUGAGGCAGUGAUGUCUAUAAGGCUGCUUUGAGGAAACCUGUAUUAUGUUAUUAAUAUUCUGUUCUGUUCAUUCAUGAGUUGGCACAAGUGUUUAGGGCAGGGGAAACAUCUACCUGUGCAGAGCAGGAACUGAGUUGAGAUCUCCUAAGCAACGAUUUAUUAUUUGAGAACACGCAUAGUGCUUGCAGAAAACUGUCACAGCUGUCGUCACUAAUGUCACGUUUGUGUGGGGGGCGGGGCUAUGACCACUUUACCACUUUACAGUCUAAAUGUAUACUCCAUAAUAAAAUGCAGCGUAUAAAGAAACCAUAACAUUCUUAUUUCUUACGUUGUAUUAUUGUUAAU
Messenger RNA from Pangasianodon hypophthalmus (striped catfish), 2009 nucleotides. RefSeq names its product forkhead box F2b (gene foxf2b). Lineage: Eukaryota; Metazoa; Chordata; Actinopteri; Siluriformes; Pangasiidae. Gene Ontology annotation, cellular component: nucleus. Gene Ontology annotation, molecular function: DNA-binding transcription factor activity, RNA polymerase II-specific; RNA polymerase II cis-regulatory region sequence-specific DNA binding. The record is from RefSeq and is a predicted model, not a curated record. Gene Ontology annotation, biological process: regulation of transcription by RNA polymerase II; animal organ morphogenesis. Bases 387 to 1520 code for a protein of 377 amino acids. The transcript is spliced from 2 exons.